AUGUUUAAAUAGGGUUAUGAAGAGUUUGAAUGUAGGUCAUAUAUUGUACAUUAAUAAAUUAGUGGGACAAAGUAUUUCUCUUUCUUUCCAAUCAGUUGGAGAGUUUCGGUUUCUUAAAAGUCAACAAGAAAAAUUAUUUAAGAAAAUUAUUAGUGAAAUGCCAUCAUCUUUUUCCUCCCUGUCAUCGUUAUCAUCAUCGACAACCAAUGCAUCAUCAUCAUCAUCGCCAUCGUCUCAGUUCCUCAGCUGCACCAGAGAGCCAACGGAAAAAGAUUGGAUCAUUGGGACAACAUGGAAGAUAGAAGAUCAAGAGAGAAGGGUCAGUCCCUCAUUUUACGGCACCACCCUCUCUUACACCACCCUACCUCAGGGACUAAUCUUUCACCCAUCAUCGUCCAACUUCAACACGAUGGGCGUCUGGACGACGAAGCCGAUAAUGAAGGGCUCAAGGUUUGGACCUCUGAAGGGAAGGAUUGUUUCAGAGGGAGAGAUGUUGAAUUUGAAAAGGGGAGUGUGCUAUCGAAGUGAUCUGUGGCCGAUCUUCUCCUCUCCCCAGUCCAUCACGAUCUCACACUACCUGGACACAUCGAACUUGAUAGCCAGCAAUUGGAUGCGAUUUGUUUCCUUCUCGAGUCUGACCAGAGGCCACAACUUGCUGGCCUGUCAGUUCCAGGACCUCGUCUACUUCUUUGCCACUGAGGACAUUCUGCAAGGAGCUGAACUGCGCGUUUGGUUCCAUCCUCAAUAUAUGCACAGGAUUCUUCACUCCAGCUACAUUCACUAUCUGGGAAUAUAUACAAGCUUCAGUCGACCCGACAGUUACUUCAAAAAUGUUGGAUUUCAUCAUCUGGUCAGCCCCUCAGCCAGUUGUCUGCCAACACAGCCGUCACCACAGGAGUCACCGAAUGAAAGUCACAUCAACACACCACCAUCGCCAAAUUCCGACGAAUCAAAUGAUCAGUCAACAAUCACCAACAAAAGAUUUAAAGGCCACGCUUCUUUGCCGUACGAUCUGCCAAAAGUGAACGGAAAGUUUUUGUACGAAUGCAAAUACUGCAAGAAGGUAUGCGGCCAGUUGAGCAACUUGAAAGUUCAUCUACUGACCCACACCGGGGAACGACCAUUUGCAUGUAACAAGUGCAAUUCGAGGUUCACACAGAAAGCACAUCUGGACAAACACAAACUGACACACUCGGGAAUCAAACCGUUCGUUUGUAAAAUUUGCGGCAAGAAAUCUGCAAGCAGCAGCAACAUGAAGACACACAUUAAGACGCACGACCGCUUACACACACUCUCUUCAUCUACAUCUUAAAACACUUGCAAAAAAAUUUUCCAUUUCAAACUAUUUCAAAUUUGUUUAUAUUUUUUGAAGUUUCAUAUACAGUUUCAUUUGUAGAGUUAUUUUGUGUGAAGUUUCAUUUUUAUUUUUAAAAUUUUCAUCAGUCGAGACAAUCGUACGAAGUUUUAAUCACGUGUUUUUGCAAUGUCCUUUUUUCUUAUUUCUAAUCAGUAUUUUAUAAAGUCAGGCAUGAAUUGAUCACUUUUCAUUUCAAAGGCUCUUCAGACAACUCUUUCUCUAACCAAAUGCACUUGAAUAAUAAAAAGUUUUGUAGUUGUGUUGAAAUAAAUUAUUUAUCUUAACUUUUCUUCUUCCUGCUUCCAAGUUAACGUUCCGCAAAGCAACAAAUGAUCAAAACCUGU
Messenger RNA from Helobdella robusta, 1701 nucleotides. RefSeq lists its product as hypothetical. The transcript is spliced from 4 exons. The record is from RefSeq and is a predicted model, not a curated record. Gene Ontology annotation, molecular function: DNA-binding transcription factor activity; histone deacetylase binding; RNA polymerase II cis-regulatory region sequence-specific DNA binding. Lineage: Eukaryota; Metazoa; Annelida; Clitellata; Rhynchobdellida; Glossiphoniidae. Gene Ontology annotation, biological process: cell fate commitment; regulation of transcription by RNA polymerase II. Gene Ontology annotation, cellular component: nucleus; cytoplasm. The coding region runs from base 17 to 1312 and encodes 431 amino acids.